This is a messenger RNA of Verruconis gallopava, 1442 nucleotides long. RefSeq lists its product as uncharacterized. Gene Ontology annotation, molecular function: methyltransferase activity. The record is from RefSeq and is a predicted model, not a curated record. The coding region runs from base 332 to 1159 and encodes 275 amino acids. NCBI's taxonomy places the organism in Eukaryota, Fungi, Ascomycota, Dothideomycetes, Venturiales, Sympoventuriaceae. The transcript has a single exon.
CGCCCAUGACAGCUGGGCUGUUUGACCGACAUCGGCCGCGCUGGAUGUUUAUUAUUAAAUAGAGGUCCAAUGUGUUUGAUGAGUAGUCAGACUGAACGUUAAGGGCGAUUUUGCGUAAGCCUUACUCCGGAGCUGCUCAUUAUUCUAUAACUCUGGCUGUAAUUUUGUAUCCCGCCCAUUUCCAUUGCCUCAAGACGCCGCUCAAGGGUUACCCGACGCCUGUGGUAAUAGGCCCGGUUGUGCACAAGGCUGAGCUGGAUUCAACCUAGGACUUUCGCACCAUCUACUUGUUGUCGGACGGCAACGCUCUUCGCAAGGUUAGCAGUCUGCCAUGACUAGCAAGAAAGAAACAGCCAUAUAUACGCAUACCCAUCAUUCGUCGGCAGUUGGCGAUCAUGCUCGCCGUGGUGCUGCUGACUCUGCUGGAUUCCUCAUCCCACAUCUAAAACCUGACUUUAAGGUUCUUGACGUCGGCUGUGGGCCCGGCACGAUCAGUGCGGACCUUGCAGCUCUCGUGCCGCAAGGUCAUCUCACCGGCAUCGACGCAGUGGAGGCUGUCUUGGAACAGGCGCGAGAGACGGCACGGUCUCGCGGCGUCACGAACAUUGCAUUCCAGCUCGCCGAUGCAAAUAGCUUGCCGUUUCCAGACGACACCUUUGAUGUAGUCUUUUGUCACCAGGUUCUACAGCACGUCGGAGAACCCGUUUCGGUCCUUGCAGAGAUGCGACGCGUGGCCAAACCUGGUGGCAUUGUCGCCGCUCGGGAGGCUUCCUACGGUUCGUUCUGCUGGUUUCCUGAGCCUCCUUUGAUUGAUCAGUGGCUGCAACUGUACACCAAGGUUGCUCGUGCCAACGGCGGCGAACCGAAUGCUGGCAAGUACCUGUUCAAAUGGGCGCGCGACGCUGGAUUUAGCUCUGCGGACAUUGACGCGACCUGGGACACGUGGAGAUAUUCCGGAGAGAGGGCAAAACAAUUCUCGCACAGUCACGGGACCCGAAUAUUACAAUCCGGAUUCUUGAACACGGCGACGAAAAACGGGUUUGCGACGGAGGAGGAAGUGAGGGAGAUAUCGAAAGCGUGGUUAGAGUGGGGCGAGCAAGAAGACGCGUUCAUUGCGAUGCCAUGCAGCCAGAUCCUGUGUAAGAAGGCGCCAUGUUGAUGUUAUGCUCGUGGUCUGUUGAAGCUUUUGAGCUUGAGGUUAUGCAGUUUAUAUUUCAAUGUUAGCUCGACUAAUGCCCCAAUUGGGAAAUUUCAUGCUGUAUGCACAUUUGCUGAGUAAUGCAGAAGAAGCUGACAAUUCUGCUUGAAGGAACGGAGGCGCCUAUGAACGAUACUUAUAUCUCGAUGUUUUUUGGAUUUUUUAUGAAGCUCGUGGCAAGACUGUUGGAUAGAUAACGAGUUGCUUCUUUUAACAUUAAACGUCACAAUGCAUGACCGGCUCG